AUUUAAGAUUAAUCUAAAGCCUAUUCAUUGGAGUUUGAAAAGAAAGAAGAAUACGGGAAAACAAAGGAAAUAAUAAUCGUUUUCCCUCUUCGCCCUCAUCUGUUUGAAUAAAAACGCAACCACGUAACCUGGCCUUCCGAGGAGGCUAGGCCAAUGAGGUGCAGUCUGCCCGGCUCAGGUGGGGGCAACUUUUGUGAGUUUAUCUGUAGUUUUACGAUAACGUGCCUCUAGUCCAGACACAAAAAUAUGCUGUCCGAGACUAUUCCCCCGCCAACAUGCUUGCUGAAAUCCUACGUGGUACCUCACCGCCACAUGUUCGGACCUGGACCUUCCAAUGUCCCUCCUCGGAUUCUGGCGGCUGGGGCUCAGCCGAUUUUAGGGCACUUGCACGCUGAGACUGUAGAGAUCAUGAACCACAUCAAAAGUGGAAUCCAGUAUGCUUUCCAAACCAACAACAGCAUGACCCUAGCAGUGAGCGGCCCAGGCCAUGCAGCCAUGGAGUGUGCCAUCUUCAACUCAGUGGAGCCAGGGGAGAGCAUCCUUAUUGUAGUGAAUGGCAUCUGGGGGGAGCGAGCAUCCGAGAUGGCAGGGAGGAUAGGUGCCAGAGUUAACACAGUGGUUGCAGCUCCUGGUGGGUACGUUACCAAUAAAGACAUAGAGCAGGCCUUAGAGAAAUAUAACCCUGUGGUGCUAUUUCUGUGUCAUGGAGAAUCAUCCACUGGGGUGGUUCAUCCUCUUGAUGGCAUUGGUGGUCUAUGCCACAGGCACAACUGUUUGUUCCUGGUUGAUGCAGUGGCAUCACUGGCUGGUGCACCCCUCCACAUGGACAUACAAGACAUAGACAUUUUGUACACUGGUUCGCAGAAGGUCUUGAACGCCCCUCCGGGGACUGCUCCCAUCUCCUUUAGUGAGCGAGCAUGUCAGAAAAUCUUCAACAGGAAGACAAAGCCUGUAUCCUACUUCCUUGAUAUGAGCUGGUUGGCCAACUACUGGGGCUGUGAUGGCACACCAAGAAUGUACCACCACACUGGGCCAGUGUCUGGUUUCUUCUGUUUGCGGGAAGCCUUAGCCAUUCUUUCUGAGACGGGUCUGGAGAACUCUUGGAAGCAACACAAAGAAGUGGCUGAGUAUUUCCAUGAGGGUCUUGUGGCAAUGGGUCUCAAAUUGUUUGUGCAGGACAAGAUAAUGAGGUUGCCCACAGUGACCACUAUUGUUGCCCCUUCUGGUUAUGACUGGAAAGAGAUCACUGCCUACAUCAUGAAAACCCAUCAGAUUGAGAUCUCCGGAGGGCUCGGGCCGUCUGCUGGCGUGGUUCUGCGGGUAGGCCUGAUGGGCUGCAACUCCACCAAGGCCAAUGUGGACAUGAUAUUAGCAGCCCUUGCAGAUGCUCUUAAACAUUGCCACAAAAGCAGAGUCUGACACCUAUCCAGUGUCCUGAUUUAUGAUUGAUGAGUGGGUUUAUACUGAAAGAUGCACCUGGAAAUGUAUUCUCACUUUUCUUUCAACAUGUUGAUAAGAGAAAAUAAAGGAAUACAUUGCUGUCGACAAA
Messenger RNA from Clupea harengus (Atlantic herring), 1549 nucleotides. RefSeq names its product alanine--glyoxylate aminotransferase a (gene agxta). The record is from RefSeq and is a predicted model, not a curated record. Gene Ontology annotation, cellular component: peroxisome. Gene Ontology annotation, molecular function: L-serine:pyruvate transaminase activity; L-alanine:glyoxylate transaminase activity. Lineage: Eukaryota; Metazoa; Chordata; Actinopteri; Clupeiformes; Clupeidae.